GUUAGAGCUCCCACCCUCUGCAGCUCCAUCUCUACCCAGCCUGGCCGGCAUCCUGCCUUCUAGACCCAGCAUCCAACAUCCGGGACCACUGGAGGAAUGUUUGAAACCAGGGCCAUCCUGAAAACCCCAGGCCAGGGGUUUUCCCAGGCCCCAGGUGGGCCUGAGCACAGAAGCUGCAAGGUGACCAUUCUGGCUACUAGAGUGAGUGUGCCAGCCUGGGUGAGGAGGCAGAGACAGCCUGCCGGGGCUUCUCUCACUUGUUCCCACGGCCUGAUGUCGGAGGCCAUGGACCAGCCAGCCGGGAGUCCAGGAAACCCAAGGUCAGAAGAGGGUGGUGAUGGCAGCAUGGAGCCAGGCACCUGCCAGGAGCUCCUGCACCGACUGCGGGAGCUGGAGGCAGAGAACUCAGCACUUGCCCAGGCCAACGAAAACCAGCGGGAGACCUAUGAGCGCUGUCUGGAUGAGGUUGCCAACCACGUGGUGCAGGCACUGCUGAACCAAAAGGACCUGCGGGAGGAGUGCAUCAAGCUGAAGAAGAGGGUGUUUGACCUGGAACGGCAGAACCAGAUGCUCAGCGCCCUGUUUCAGCAGAAGCUCCAGCUCACGACAGGCUCCCUCCCUCAGAUCCCACUCACCCCACUCCAGCCACCAUCAGAGCCACCAGCCUCUCCCUCCCUGAGCUCCGCCGAGGGACCGGCCGCCUCACUGCCUCUGGGGCACUGUGCUGGGCAGAGAGAGGUAUGUUGGGAGCAGCAGCUGCGGCCAGGGGGCCCGGGACCCCCAGCUGCCCCACCCCCAGCGCUGGAUGCCCUCUCCCCAUUCCUUCGAAAGAAAGCCCAGAUCCUGGAGGUGCUGAGAGCCCUGGAAGAGACUGACCCCUUGCUUCUGUGUUCACCUGCCACCCCCUGGCAGCCUCCAGGCGAGGGUCCUGGCUCCCCGGAGCCCAUCAAUGGCGAGCUGUGUGGCCCACCCCAGCCUGAACCCUCACCUUGGGCCCCCUACCUGCUACUAGGUCCUGGUAGCCUGGGAAGCCUGCUGCACUGGGAGCGCCUCUUGGGGUAUCUGGGGGAAGAAGAGGGUGCUGGGCGGCCCUGGGGCCCUAGUAGGGGCUCUCCCCAGGCCCAGGGCACCAGCUCUGGCCCGCCCUGUGCCCCGGGAAGCAGUUCCUCCUCUUCUUCUGAUGAGGCAGGUGACCCCAAUGAGGCACCCAGCCCCGACACCCUGCUUGGGGCCCUGGCCCGCAAACAGUUGAACCUGGGCCAGCUCCUUGAGGACACCGAGUCUUACCUACAGGCCUUCUUGGCCGGGGCUACAGGCCCACUCAACAGGGACCACCCAGGUCCCGGGCAGCCAUCCUCCCCAGACCAGGGGCCCCCACAGCUGUCUAAGUCCAAAGGCCUCCCCAAGUCAGCUUGGGGUGGGGGUACCCCAGAUGUCCACAGGCCGGGCUUUGGUGCUACCUCAGAGGGCCAGGGGCCCCUCCCCUUCCUCAGCAUGUUCAUGGGUGCGGGGGAUGCCCCCCUGGGUUCACAGCCUGGCCACCCCCACUCCUCAUCUCAGGUGAAAAGCAAGCUCCAGAUGGGCCCCCCUUCUCCUGGGGAAGCCCAGGGAGCCCUUCUGCCCUCUCCAGCCAGAGGUCUCAAGUUUCUAAAGCUGCCUCCAGCCUCGGAGAAGGUCCCCAGCCCAGGAGGCCCCCAGCUCAGCCCCCAGCUCCCCCGGAACUCCCGAAUCCCCUGCCGGAACAGUGGCUCAGAUGGCAGCCCCUCCCCACUGCUGGCCCGCAGGGGUCUGGGUGGAGGAGAACUGUCCCCGGAGGGGGCGCAGGGCCUGCCCACCAGCCCUUCACCCUGUUCCACAACCCCGGACUCUGCGCAGCUCAGACCUCCCCAGUCAGCCUUGUCUGCCACGCUAUCCCCAGGACCAGUGGUGUCUCCCUGCUAUGAGAACAUCCUGGACCUUUCCCGGAGCACCUUUAGGGGGCCUUCCCCAGAGCCACCUCCAUCCCCACUGCAGGUACCCACCUACCCCCAGCUAACUCUGGAGGUGCCACGGGCCCCUGAGGUCCUCAGGAGCCCUGGAGUGCCCCCCAGCCCCUGCCUCCCAGAAUCUUGCCCCUAUGGGAGCACCCAGGAGAAGAGUUUGGACAAGGCAGGCUCAGAAUCUCCCCAUCCUGGCCGCAGGACCCCAGGCAGCUCAUCUAAGAAGCCCAGCCAGGGGGCAGGGCGGCGACCUGGGGAUGCUGGCCACACACCUCUUCGGGACAGACUGGCAGCCCUGGGGAAACUGAAGACUGGCCCCGAGGGGCCCCAGAUCCCAGAGAAGAAUGGGGUGCCAGCCAGGUCUGGCACCGAGAAGGCCCGGGGAGCAGGGAGGUCAGGGGAGAGCACUGGAGACAUGGUGCCCUCUGCCCCUAGGCCUCCUGAGCAGCCAGAAGGCAAGGGGGCCCUGCGAGGGGCAGUGGCCUUAGGCACAAGCAGCCUGAAGCAGCAGGAACCAGGGCUUCUGGGGGAUUCUGGGGCCCGAGUCUACUCCUCCCAUUCCAUGGGGGCCCGGGUCGACCUGGAGCCUGUCUCACCAAGGAGCUGCCUCACCAAAGUGGAGCUGGCCAAGAGCCGGCUGGCAGGGGCCCUGUGCCCCCAGGUACCCCGCACCCCUGCCAAAGUGCCCACCUCAGCCCCCAGCCUCGGCAAGCCCAAUAAGAGCCCCCAUGGCAGCCCUACAAAGCUACCUUCCAAGUCACCCACCAAGGUGACACCCCGACCUGUGGCCCCACCUGGCACCAAGGAGCCCCCCAAGCCUGACAAGGGGAAGGGCCCACCUUGGGCAGACUGUGGUGGUACCACAGCCCAGUCCACGCCCCCAGUGCCUGGCACUGCUGACCCAAGCCAAGGCCCUGAGGGGCGGGCCCCACACUCGGCCAUCGAGGAGAAGGUGAUGAAGGGCAUUGAGGAGAAUGUGCUGCGGCUCCAGGGCCAGGAGCGGGCACCAGGCGCCGAGGCCAAGCACCGCAACACCAGCAGCAUCGCCAGCUGGUUCGGCCUUAAGAAGAGCAAGCUGCCAGCGCUGAACCGGCGCACGGAGGCCACCAAGGGCAAGGAAGGAGCCAGUGGGGGCUCCCCACUCCGGAAGGAGGUCAAGAUGGAAGCCCGGAAGCUGGAGGCUGAGAGCCUGAACAUCUCCAAGCUAAUGGCUAAGGCGGAAGACUUGCGCCGGGCACUAGAGGAAGAGAAGGCCUACCUGAGCGGCAGGGCCCGGCCACGGCCCGGGGGACCAGCACCAGGGUCCAGUGCAGCGCUGGGACAGGUGCAGGGCCAGCUAGCUGGCAUGUACCAGGGUGCAGACACCUUCAUGCAACAGCUGCUCAACAGGGUGGAUGGCAAGGAGUUACCACCUAAGAGCUGGCGGGAGCCCAAACCCGAGUAUGGCGAUUUCCAGCCAGUGUCCUCUGACCCCAAGAACCCCUGGCCAGCCUGCGGGCCCCGAAACGGCCUGGUGGGCCCUCUUCAGGGCUGUGGAAAACCUCCUGGGAAGCCGAGCAACGAGCCAGGGAGGCGGGAAGAGAUGCCCUCGGAGGACAGCCUGGCUGAGCCAGUGCCCACCUCACACUUCACAGCCUGUGGCUCCUUGACUCGAACCCUGGACAGUGGCAUUGGGACCUUCCCGCCCCCAGACCAUGGCAGCAGUGGGAUCCCCAGCAAGAAUCUUCCCAAGACCAAGCCACCACGGCUGGAGCCCCCACCUGGGGUGCCCCCAGCUCGACCCCCACCCCUUACCAAAGUCCCCCGCCGUGCCCACACGCUGGAGCGUGAGGUGCCGGGCAUAGAGGAGCUGCUGGUGAGCGGGCGGCACCCCAGCAUGCCAGCCUUCCCUGCACUGCUCACUGCUGCUCCGGGCCACCGGGGCCAUCAGACCUGUCCUGACGAUCCCUGUGAAGACCCAGGCCCUCCCCCUCCUGUCCAGCUGGCCAAGAACUGGACCUUCCCCAACGCGAGGGCAGCCGGCAGCUCCACUGACCCUUUCCUGUGCCCACCCCGACAGUUGGAGGGGCUUCCCAGGACCCCUAUGGGUUGCUGUCCGCUCCCAGAACCUUGGUGGGACUGUGCUCAGUCAUGCCUCCAGCCUGCCUCCUCUGAAGUGCAUCCUGCCUCGGUGGCCCAUCUGCAGUGCCCCCCAAGGUGGGCAGAGCCCAGUGCCUCAGGCUGGGCCAGGAGGCGAGAGGAGCUUCCUCUCCAGCGGCCCCUCCUUUCCCAGGCCCUGCCCGUGGACCGCAAGCGGAGCCUGGAGCCCAGCCGCCCGGCCCCUACGCCCCAGGGCCCAGCAUUUGGGGGUAGCCGCACCCCCAGCACAUCGGACAUGGGCGAGGAAGGGAGAGUGGCCAGUGGGGGCCCCCCAGGACUUGAGACCUCGGAGUCUCUCAGCGACUCACUCUACGACUCGCUCUCCUCCUGUGGGAGUCAGGGCUGAAGGGCUGCGCCACACCGUGGCCCCUCUCUGGAGUUGGAGACCACAGACUGGACCAGCUCUCCUCAUGCUGGGGCCAGCAAGGCCCUUUCCUAAAGGGACCAAGCAGGCAGAUGGACAGGAAUGUGAAGGGGGUCUCUGGCACACCCCACUGCUGCUGUUGAGGAGAUGACUGCUCUCAGCUCAGGGAGAGACCCCACCCUUGGUCCCUUCUCUCACCUGGAGUAAGGCUAUUCCUCUGAGGGACUGGGGGUUCAAGGCCGCUGUGUACCAGCCCCCAGCUCCCACUUCAGGCUGAGCCAUCUCGUGGUGCUGGGCUUCCUGCCCGCCAGCCGUGCCAUCUCUGCCCAACCUGGCUGCCUCCUGCCCCAGUGCCCCCGUGGGGCCAGCCCAGAGGCCCUGUGCUGGUGGAGUUUGGGGGCAAGGGGUCCAGUUGCCUUCUCUCUCUGUCUGCCCUGGUCCUCCCUGCUGUCUGGAUGGUGCUGCCCUUCCCUGCCCCGUGUCUUUGGGGUCCAUUUGUCUGUCUUUUUGUUGUUGUUUUUAUAUUAAAGCAUCUGGCCCAGUUCCCAUCCCCCAUCCCGCACUGCGGUUAAUUUAUCUGUUGUUAAAAAUGCGGCUGCUCUGCUUCCAGCCUCUGCUUCUGCCGUAUCCCUAAUAAAACAUGGAGGCCCCUCCCUGCCCCUGA
Equus quagga is the source of this 5146-nucleotide messenger RNA. RefSeq names its product NCK associated protein 5 like (gene NCKAP5L). Lineage: Eukaryota; Metazoa; Chordata; Mammalia; Perissodactyla; Equidae. The transcript is spliced from 13 exons. The record is from RefSeq and is a predicted model, not a curated record. Gene Ontology annotation, cellular component: microtubule plus-end. Gene Ontology annotation, biological process: microtubule bundle formation; microtubule depolymerization. The coding region runs from base 97 to 4464 and encodes 1455 amino acids.